Monoraphidium neglectum is the source of this 262-nucleotide messenger RNA. RefSeq lists its product as hypothetical. The annotation marks the transcript as partial. The record is from RefSeq and is a predicted model, not a curated record. The transcript has a single exon. Lineage: Eukaryota; Viridiplantae; Chlorophyta; Chlorophyceae; Sphaeropleales; Selenastraceae.
CGGCCCGCGCGCCGCCAGCGACGGCGGAGAAACAGGGACGGCCGACGCCGGCGAGGGCGCCGCGGCAGCCGCAGGCACGGACGCUGCGGCGGCGGCGGCGGCGGGGCCGCAGCCGGGGCCGCUGCGGCGCGCCGGCGGCGCGAUCGGCGGCGGGGUGGUCGCCGCGGCCGGCUGGGUUGGGCGGCCUGUAGCGAACCUGAUUCGCAGCCGGGUGAUCAAGACCGCGCAAGACGAGGUUGCCGACAGGCUGGGGGCUUUUUAG